GUAACCAUAAUCCUAACUUUAGACAGCAAUAAAAUACUUUAGUUAAUGGCCAAUUCUCUCGAUAGAGACCUCUAAUAUCAAGAAGAUGGCAACGUCUCCUGAAAUGAUGUGCUGCUUCUGCCCUGCACCACUAAAACAAUUUCUUGAAAUUGUGAUUAACAUGAAAUUUGAUGAUGAGCCUAACUAUUCCAAGCAAAUCUCCCUGUUCGAGGGACUGAUUGGACCAAAUCCUGCUAUAAGGCCAAUAAACACUGAUGGUGCUCAAAAGAUUAUAUAUCAAGUUGGUCAAAAGCGAAGUAGAUUGAAUAUUGAGGAGGAUGAGGAUGGGCUCCCUAAGAAGAAGGUUCAUCUAGGAGUUCCUGCCACACAGUGGAUUUCAAUUUACAAUGCAAGGCAACCUAUGAAACAGAGAUAUUUCCCAUAUAGGAGUGUGCUUCUUGUGGAAUGCAUGUCUGUGGAGAAUCUGGACGGAGAGGAAGAAAGGAGGAGAUUCUCGAAUGAGGAAAAGGAUCCAAUGACUUUGAAAGAAUUGAACGAGGAGUCCUAUGAAGUCACGCGCCACAAGUUAUCUGAUUCGUCUGCUCUGUCUGUUCUGCAAGUGAAGCCAUCUAAAGUGCUUUUAGCCACCUAUACCCUAAAGGAUGAAUCUCGAAGAUGGUGGCUGUUAAUUCGAAACGACAAUGGAAACAUGUCAUGGGUUCAAUUCAAGGAGAUCUUCUACGACAAAUAUUUCCCUUAG
Molecule: messenger RNA, 739 nt
Organism: Camellia sinensis
Lineage: Eukaryota; Viridiplantae; Streptophyta; Magnoliopsida; Ericales; Theaceae
Source: RefSeq, a predicted model, not a curated record